Molecule: messenger RNA, 1097 nt
Organism: Erinaceus europaeus (western European hedgehog)
Lineage: Eukaryota; Metazoa; Chordata; Mammalia; Eulipotyphla; Erinaceidae
Gene: FAXDC2
Product: fatty acid hydroxylase domain containing 2
Exons: 7
Coding region: 119-1051 (310 amino acids)
Biological process (GO): sterol biosynthetic process
Molecular function (GO): C-4 methylsterol oxidase activity; iron ion binding
Source: RefSeq, a predicted model, not a curated record
AACACACCCAGAGACAGUCCAGGCCUUCUAGAUAAGAGAAAGGGUGCCUGGGAGAAGGGCAGCAGGUGUGAGCCCUUACUACCCGGACCUUCCCCAGGAGGGACACAUCUGGGGCUCCAUGAAGAGGACAGCUUUCAUCCUGGGGUCUGGCCUGCUCCUAUUUGUGGCCUUCUGGAACUCAGUCACAUGGCAUCUGCAGAGAUUUUGGGUCACUUCAGGCUACUUUUGGCAAGCCCAGUGGGAAAGGCUUCUGUCUGCGUUCGAGGGGAAGGAGUGGAUACUCUACUGUUUAAGUGCCACCCAAGUGCCUGGAUUGUUCUUCUGGGCCAUAAAUGGGCUGCUGCUGCUGGUAGACACAACUGGGAAACCUCACUUCAUCACGAGAUACCGAAUCCAGCUGGGCAAGAAUGAACCUGUAGACCCUGUGAAGCUCCGCCAGACCAUCCGCACUGUGAUCUUCAACCAGUACAUGAUCUCGCUGCCCACAGUGCUAUUGCUCUACCCCCUCUUCAAGUGGAGGGCUGAUCCCUGCCGUCAGGAGUUGCCCACCCUCCACUGGUUUCUGCUGGAGCUGGUUGUCUUCACCCUGAUCGAGGAGGUUUUUUUCUACUACUUACACCGGCUCUUCCAUCACCCCAGGUUCUACCAGACCAUCCACAAGAAGCACCAUGAGUGGACAGCUCCCAUUGGCAUAGUGACACUUUAUGCCCAUCCUAUUGAAAACUUGGUUUCCAACAUGCUACCAGCAGUUCUGGGCCCCCUAAUCAUGGGCUCCCACUUGUCCUCCAUCACCAUUUGGUUCUCCUUGGCCCUCAUGACGGCUACCAUCACCCACUGCGGCUACCACCUGCCCUUUCUGCCAUCACCCGAGUUCCAUGACUACCACCACCUCAAGUUCAAUCAGUGCUAUGGUGUGCUGGGCGUGCUGGACCACUUCCACGGGACAGAUACAGCGUUCAAGCAGACCAAAGCCUACGAGAGACAUGUCCUCCUGCUGGGCCUCACCCCACUCUCUGACAGCAUCCCUGACUCCCCAAAGAAGAGGCAGUAAGGCUGAGGCCCUGACUGUCCCAUAAAGCACCUUACCUGCCCUUUAA